AUGGUCAAGGAAACCAAGUUUUACGACGUUCUCGGGGUUGCCCCGACAGCCACAGAGGCUCAACUGAAGACCGCCUAUAAGAAGGGGGCCCUCAAAUACCACCCUGACAAGAACGCAAACAACCCCGAUGCCGCUGAAAAGUUCAAGGAACUUUCCCGUGCCUACGAAAUUCUCUCCGACUCCCAGAAGCGUUCUCUCUACGACCAGCUCGGUGAGGAAGGCCUUGAAAAUGGUGGUGGCGCCGGCGGAAUGGGUGCAGAGGAUCUCUUUGCCCAGUUCUUUGGCGGCGGCGGCGGCUUUGGAGGUAUGUUUGGUGGUGGUAUGAGGGAGCAGGGCCCCAAGAAGGCCCGCACCAUCCACCACGUGCACAAGGUCAACCUGGAGGAUAUCUACCGCGGAAAGGUUUCGAAGUUGGCCCUGCAGAAGUCUGUCAUUUGCCCUGGCUGUGAUGGUCGUGGUGGUAAGGAAGGUGCCGUCAAGUCGUGUGGCGGCUGCAAUGGUUCCGGUAUGAAGACUAUGAUGCGCCAGAUGGGACCUAUGAUCCAGCGUUUCCAGACUGUUUGCCCAGACUGCAGUGGCGAGGGUGAGACGAUUCGGGAGCGCGACCGCUGCAAGCGCUGCAAUGGUAAGAAGACCGUUGUCGAGCGCAAGGUCCUCCACGUUCAUGUCGACAAGGGUGUCAAGAACGGCCACAAGAUCGAAUUCCGUGGGGAGGGUGACCAGAUGCCUGGCGUCAUGCCUGGAGAUGUGGUCUUCGAGAUUGAACAGAAGCCUCACCCCCGGUUCCAGCGUAAGGAAGAUGACCUUUUCUACCACGCUGAAAUCGAUCUUCUCACAGCUCUUGCUGGCGGUACCAUCAACAUUGAGCACCUCGAUGACCGCUGGUUGACUGUGAACAUCGCCCCUGGCGAGGUUAUCACUCCUGGCGCCAUCAAGGUGAUCAAGGGUCAGGGUAUGCCCUCAUUCCGCCACCAUGACUUUGGCAACCUCUACAUCCAGUUUGACGUCAAGUUCCCCGAGAAGGAUCAGCUCAGCAACCUCAACCUUUUGGAACAGGUUCUGCCCACCCGCAUGGAGCAGCCCCAGCCACCUGCCGAUUCCAUGGUGGAGGACUUCGAGCUGGAGGAUGUCGACUCUAGCGAGUACUCCCAGGCACGCGCCCAUGGUGCCGGUUCUAUGGACGAGGAUGACGAUGACGUUCCUCCUGGCGCUGAGAGAGUGCAGUGCGCCUCUCAGUAA
Aspergillus bombycis is the source of this 1239-nucleotide messenger RNA. Its product is annotated as type I HSP40 co-chaperone YDJ1. The transcript is spliced from 4 exons. Gene Ontology annotation, cellular component: cytoplasm; cytosol; nucleus. Gene Ontology annotation, biological process: protein refolding; response to heat. Gene Ontology annotation, molecular function: Hsp70 protein binding; ATP binding. Bases 1 to 1239 code for a protein of 412 amino acids. The record is from RefSeq and is a predicted model, not a curated record. NCBI's taxonomy places the organism in Eukaryota, Fungi, Ascomycota, Eurotiomycetes, Eurotiales, Aspergillaceae.